Molecule: messenger RNA, 1425 nt
Organism: Alternaria incomplexa
Lineage: Eukaryota; Fungi; Ascomycota; Dothideomycetes; Pleosporales; Pleosporaceae
Exons: 5
Coding region: 1-1425 (474 amino acids)
Biological process (GO): COPI coating of Golgi vesicle
Molecular function (GO): GTPase activator activity
Source: RefSeq, a predicted model, not a curated record
AUGGCUGCCCUCGCCACCAAGACCGAGUCGCAGAACAUCUUUACCAAAUUGAAGUCGAAGCCCGCGAACAAGAUAUGCUUCGACUGCGGCGCGAAGAACCCAACAUGGAGUUCCGUACCAUUUGGCAUCUACCUGUGCCUCGACUGCUCGUCCAACCAUCGUAACAUGGGUGUCCACAUCUCCUUCGUACGAUCCACCAACCUCGACAUCUGGCAAUGGGAUCAAUUACGAAUCAUGAAAGUGGGCGGUAACGAAAGCGCUACCAAGUACUUCCAAUCGCACGGAGGCUCUGCUGCGCUCGCGAGUAAAGACCACAAGGCCAAAUACACCAGCAAUGCCGCCACCAAGUACAAGGAGGAGCUCACCAGGCGCUGCGCCGCGGACGCCAGGAUGUACCCCAACGAGGUCGUUAUCACAGAUGUGCCUGAAGUUGGCACCGACGGCACCAACACGCCAGCCAAUGACGAAGACGACUUCUUCUCCUCAUGGGAUAAGCCCGCCAUCAAGCGCCCGUCGAACCCACCCUCGCGUACUGGUACACCCAAGAUUGGAGGAUCACCCUUCCUGAAGCCUGGCGCCAACGGCAAUGGAACAGAUCGUCCCAAAUCGCCACUCGUUGGCGGUGAAUCGAGCACACCCGCUGCAAAGCCCGCUGCCGUACGAAAGACGACCGCUGGCGCUGCGCCGAAGAAGAACAUUCUGGGAGCCAAGAAGAAGGGUCUCGGAGCAAAGAAGGUGGUUGCCGCAGAUGGAGGCCUAGACUUUGAGGAAGCAGAGCGAAAGGCCCGUGAAGAGGCUGAGCGCAUCGAGAAGUUGGGCUACGACCCCGAAGCCGAAGCCGCUGAGGCCGCAGCGGCCACCAAGUCGAAAGCCCCCGAAGCAUCCGCCAUCGUCUCCCCGACCCCCGUAUCACCGCCACGAGGUGGUUUCGGCUCCACCUCCAAGACCGAGCGCUCCAGCCAAGAUAUGGAAAGGUUAGGCAUGGGCGUACAACGUCUGGGCUUUGGACAGGUAGGUGCAGCGAAGAAGGCUGCACCGCAGAAGAAGAUGGGUGGCUUCGGCAGUGUAGGCAAGCCUGCGCAGGAUGACGGCGAGAAGUACGCGCGAGACAAGUUUGGUACACAAAAGGGCAUCUCCAGUGACGAGUUCUUUGGACGCAACGCAUUCGAUCCUACUGCCACCGCGCAGGCCAAGGAGAGGUUGUCAGGCUUCGAAGGCGCGAGCGCUAUUUCCUCCAACGCAUACUUUGGCCGACCCGAAGACGAAGUCGGCGACGAAGACUACGGCGACCUCGAAACCGCCGCCAAGGACUUUGUCCGCAAGUUCGGUCUUACCGCUGGCGACGAUCUCGAGAAUCUGACGAACAUGCUCGGCGAGGGUGCGACGAAACUGCAAGGCGCUGUUCGGAACUACCUCAACUCGUAG